CUCCACUUCAGGACCCUCCCCCGUCGGAUGCGACUGGUCUCCUCUCUCUUUACACUCUCCUCAAUGUUUAUACCGCUAAGAUUUUAGUGUGAGACCUUGAAACAAACGCUUUUUUUUCUUCUUAGUCUCGUCCUUGGGUGUAACUGUGUAACUGAGAUAUUAGAGCGACAAGAUAAUCCAGGAGGUCUUGGCCGGCAAGGUUUUGCCAAAGCAGAUGGGGUUUGAUUUCACACCUCUCCAACUGGGUUUGGACAGCAGCUCCCCUACCACAAGGGUCAAGACCACAAGAGACCAUGCCGACUCUGCAGAGCUCCGCAGUCCUGCUGAUUUUUAGCUUCCUGAUUGGUCUGAGCUGUUCUCUAAACCCAAGGGACCCCAAUGUGUGCAGUCUGUGGGAGAGCUUCACCACCUCAGUGAAAGAGUCCUACUCACAUCCUUACGACCAUGUGACAGAGGAGCCUUGCUCGGACCCUCGGACCUCCUACAGAUGCACGCGCCACAGGAUCACCUAUAAAACUGCCUACAGGCAGGCGGUCAAGACAGACUACCGCAAGAGGUACCAGUGCUGUCCAGGCUAUUACGAGAGCAGAGACAAAUGCGUCCCUCGCUGCACCAAGGAGUGUGUCCACGGUCGAUGUGUUGCUCCGGACCGUUGCCAGUGUGAGGGAGGCUGGAGAGGCGACGACUGUUCCAGCGCCUGUGACGACAUACACUGGGGGGCAGCCUGCAGUCAGCAGUGCAAGUGUGAGAACGGAGCUCUCUGUGACCCUGUUAAGGGGGCUUGUCAGUGUCCCCCGGGGUUCAUAGGACGCCACUGCGAGGACUCCUGUCCAGCAGGCUCCUUCGGGAAGGGCUGUCUGCAGAGGUGCAAGUGUGGGACUGGAGGAUCCUGCGAUAAAGCCACAGGAGAGUGCUUAUGUCGGCAGGGAUUCACUGGAACUUUCUGUGAGAAGGCGUGUCCCAGUAAAUGCCAGGCACGAUGCCCCUGCCAGAAUGGUGGUAUCUGUAGGGGCAAAGGAAUCUGCGCUUGCCCCCCUGGAUGGAUGGGUGCAGUUUGCACAGAGCGAUGUCCAGAGGGAAGGUUUGGACCGAACUGUGCUGAGGAGUGUGUCUGUCACAACAGGGGCAAAUGUGACCCUGAAACGGGACAGUGCCAGUGUGCUAAAGGUUUCACUGGUAACAGAUGUAAUGAGGAGUGUGCUGCAGGCACUUAUGGUCAGGACUGCAAAGGUGUGUGUGACUGUGCUAAUGGUGCACGCUGCUACAACAUCGACGGAGGUUGUCUAUGUGAGCCAGGCUUCAGUGGUCCCCACUGCAGGGACAGGAUGUGUGCACCCGGCAAAUACGGCAUGCACUGUGAACGCACCUGUCUCUGCCAGGAUAAGCACACACUCAGCUGCCAUCCAAUGAAAGGAGAAUGCACAUGCCAGCCUGGGUGGGCAGGACUGUUCUGUAAUGAGACCUGUGCUCACGGUUUCUACGGUCAUGGUUGCCUGGAGCCGUGUCUUUGUGUGAAUAGAGGGGUGUGUGAUAGUGCCACCGGCCAAUGCCAGUGUGCCCCUGGGUUCACGGGGGUUCACUGUGAGAAACCAUGUAAAAGUGCCACCUAUGGCAAGAACUGCUCCCUGGAGUGCUCCUGUAAAAACUUUGUUGACUGCUCGCCCAUUGAUGGGACUUGCUUCUGCAAAGAGGGUUGGCGAGGGCCGGACUGUUCCAUCCCCUGCUCUGAGGGAACCUGGGGCCCAGGAUGCAACGCCACCUGCCACUGUGCCAAUGGAGCAAAAUGUAAUCCUGCAGAUGGAUCCUGCACCUGCACAGCCGGCUGGCAGGGGGCGCGAUGUGACCAACCCUGCCCGAUGGGCACGUUUGGGCCAGGCUGUCUGAAGAGGUGUGAUUGUGUUCAGGCCGAUGGCUGCCAAGCUACCACCGGGGAGUGCCACUGUCUGCCAGGUUGGUGGGGUCCUCGUUGUAGCGAACCAUGUUCAGAGGGCCUGUGGGGGCGCCACUGUAACCAGACCUGUUUCAAGCAUUGCCCCAACAGUUACACAUGCGUGAGGGAAACUGGAGCAUGUGUGUGUCGCCCAGGCUACUGGGGAGUCACCUGUCAGAACAAAUGCAGAGCAGGUAUGUACGGUGACCAGUGCAGUAUGUCAUGCCCAUCCUGUGGCCAGUCGUACCGCUGCCACCAUGUGACAGGAGAGUGUGAUUGCCUACCCGGACAUACUGGAGCCAACUGUGAUCAAGUUUGUCCAGCUGGCUACUAUGGCAAACUGUGCUCUGAAGUGUGUGUCAAUUGUGCCAACAACUCCACAUGCGACCACAGGGACGGUCACUGUGAAUGUUUGCCUGGCUGGACUGCUACGGACUGCUCCAUACCCUGUAGUCCAGGACGCUUUGGGCCGUUCUGCACUCAGACCUGUUCUUGUCCGACCAACCUCAUCUGUGACCGAUUUACUGGAGACUGUGUGUGUGAAGGUGGAGGAGAUGACUGCAAACAAGACUCAUCCGAGCAGUCAGGGAGCGUUAUGGUUCCUCUUCCUCCCGGUGAGAGGGAGUCGUGGGGCGCCAUUGGUGGCAUCGUCGUGCUCGUCAUCCUGGUGGUCUUGCUGCUGGCUCUGCUGCUGCUCUACCGCCGCAGGCAGAAGGACAAGCAGAACAACACGCCGACUGUCUCCUUCUCCACCAGCCGCACAGUCAACUCUGAGUACGCCGUUCCAGAUGUUCCUCACAGUUACCACCACUACUACUCCAACCCCAGCUACCACACACUGAGCCAGAACAGGCCUCCACUGCCACACCUCCCCAACAACCAUGACCGCACCAUCAAGAACACCAAUAACCAGCUGUUCUGCAGUGUGAAAAACAUGGAGAGGGAGAGACGGGGCCUGUUUGGGGUUGAGAGCAAUGCCACUCUACCUGCAGACUGGAAACACCACGAGCCCCGCAAAGACUCAGGAGCUUUUGGAAUCGACCGGAGCUACAGCUACAGUGCCAGCCUUGGAAAAUAUUACAACAAAGAGCUGAAGGACACAGUGGCGGUGAGCAGCAGCUCUCUGAACAGUGAGAAUCCUUACGCUACCAUCAAAGACCUGCCCGGACUGCCCUUUUGCCCACCAGAGAGCAGCUACAUGGAGAUGAAGUCUGCUGUGCCCAGAGACCGUGCGUACACUGAGAUCAGCCCGCCACCGUUCAACACGGCCACCUUACGUAGAGAGCGUCAGAGUUCCCUCGGUCACGCUCCACACGAGGACCCCCAGAGCCACUAUGACCUCCCUGUGAACAGCCACAUCCCAGGACACUACGACCUGCCGCCGGUCCGCCGACCCCCCUCCCCCAGGAGAACACCUCAGUGACAGUCACAGCAGCAGAGCAAGUUUCCCUCCUCCUCACUCUGGGGAUGAUUUCAGCAAAGAAGGAGCAAACUUUAAGCUCUUCUCUGACAAUUAGAGCUGCAGACCACCCACAGAGCAGCGGUGAGGCGUCUGUCCCACCCAGGAACCCUUGUUUACUGUGGAUGCCCCCCUUUCAACUCAACACUGCCCCUUGGUGGGCUACAGUGGUACUUGCUUCACCGUGUCAGACUUGUCAUCCAGACUGGGGAGCCAGCAGGCUGUGGUGAGGGAGGCUGGACUGUGGCGACGCCAUCGGGGCUUCAGCUGCAUUCACCUCCCAUGGGAAAAAUACACCAAAAGACUUCAUGGUUAAAAGCAGCAACUUGGGAACAUUUAUGUGUUUGAACUCAUCUAAACUUGCUGUAAUUGAAGUUUUCCACACAUUUUGCUUGCAUCAGCUGUUGUGCGUGUUUAAAAGGCAAAUAUUUUCUUCCGUCUUCAUCAUCAAAAAUGACUUUUGUUUUGUUGACAUUGUUUUUAUUUUGCUUUUAUAUUACAUUUUUAAAAUCCACAGGCAGCUUUGGAUGAACUCAUCACAGCUGGACUACUUUUUGGUCUGCUCAUUGAAAAACCUUGUCAACCUCAAAAAAGGAAUGAGACAAUGGACUAAACAAUGUGGAAAUAAUCCCGCCAGUGUUGGAGUCACUUUAUUGCUUAUAUUCAGGUUUCAGGAACCAAAGUACUAAAGGUUGUUUUUUUUUACCACCUGAAGGCCACGAUGAACAGCAAUUUAAAGAUAAUUCAUAUCACUGUCUCUUCCAAAUGUGGCAUUUAGAUACACAAUGAUGUACGUAUCCUCUGCGUGUUUAAAGAACUGUGGCUCACUUAUUGCUGCUGUCAGAUUAAAACUUUGUAAAUAUAGAAAUAAAUAUAUUGUUAGCUUCACAGUAAUGUGCACAGCCCUAUUUUAAGAUGAUCAUAUUGUUAAGGGGCUGUGGCAGAACGUACAUACAAAUUUGCUCGCUAAUUGAUACCAAAGGUUCAGUGUUAGCACAAACACUGUUUAUGUCGAGAAAAACAAACCAUCAUCGAGCAGGAAAUUACAAGCCAAAUCAAAGCAGCAUUAUGAAUGUCAAUGCAGUGUCCUACAGCACAUUUUGUCUUUGCAUGGUAUUUGAAGAGCCAAAUACAAAAAAACAUUUUUUCUUACGUAAAAUAGUACUCCAUCAAUUUAUCACUGCACUCCUGUAACAUUGUCGGAUUCAUGUAGGACAUGAGACUUCCACUUUAAAUCCUGGUCAUAUGGACAUGCUUAUACCUGCUGCCAAAGUGUCAGUUUUUAUCAAACCAUUUGACAGUGUCUUCAAAUGAUUAUUCAGCUUAACAGGGACGCUCUAAGACUAGAUACUGCUGCUCAAAGUGAUAAAAUAAAAAAAUAAAUAAAAAAAUAAAUAAAAAUGUUUUUGUAUUUUUAAUACAGGUGAAUCAUUUAGCCAAAACUGCAUUUACAGUACAACUAUGGAAACUAUUGGUCAGUUUGCUUCAAAAUGUUUUAAAACAGUCCUAACUUUAAGUGUGUCAUUAGUUCUCUAAAUUGUAUUUUGUCAACCAAAAUCUUGUUACCUAUUAAUAAUUUUAGAAAUUCUAUAAUGUUUGUGUUUUGUGUUGAAUUUGGAUCAAAUGAAGUGUUCUGUUAACUAGCUAAUUGAAACCCUGUGUACCAAAAGGAAUGUAAAUUGUGCUUUAAAUGCUAUAGCUUUGAGUAGAGCUUCAGCUUUUUUUAUAUAUGGCCAUAUAUUUUUGAAUGUAACCAUGGGAACAUGACGUGUAUAUAAUGUAAAUAAAAAUGGCUGCACUUUU
Molecule: messenger RNA, 5192 nt
Organism: Morone saxatilis (striped sea-bass)
Lineage: Eukaryota; Metazoa; Chordata; Actinopteri; Moronidae
Gene: pear1
Product: platelet endothelial aggregation receptor 1
Exons: 24
Coding region: 294-3353 (1019 amino acids)
Molecular function (GO): scavenger receptor activity; protein binding
Source: RefSeq, a predicted model, not a curated record